This is a messenger RNA of Calidris pugnax (ruff), 8158 nucleotides long. RefSeq names its product calcium responsive transcription factor (gene CARF). NCBI's taxonomy places the organism in Eukaryota, Metazoa, Chordata, Aves, Charadriiformes, Scolopacidae. The transcript is spliced from 17 exons. Gene Ontology annotation, molecular function: DNA-binding transcription factor activity, RNA polymerase II-specific; RNA polymerase II cis-regulatory region sequence-specific DNA binding. Gene Ontology annotation, cellular component: nucleus. Bases 239 to 2317 code for a protein of 692 amino acids. Gene Ontology annotation, biological process: regulation of transcription by RNA polymerase II. The record is from RefSeq and is a predicted model, not a curated record.
CGCGCGUGCGUGGAGGGGCGGUGUGCAUGGCGGCGCCUGCGGGAGGCGAGGCGAGGUCACCUUGUAAUGGAAAAAAUGGAGCUGACCAUGACAUUGCUAUGCAAGGAUUUGAUGAUUUGUUCAUAGGCAACUGCAAUAGUACAGGAGAGUCAGAAACAAAUGACUGGAGUUUUCAGGAAUUGCGACUCAAAUUAAAGUACAUUUUACUGGUUUUCCUCUGUGAAAGCAUCUAACCUGCAUGGAUUCCAGGGAUCCGUUGUUUGGACAGAGCGACUCUCCUGCAGCCUUGCCCAUCGCCGUGCGCCUCUCGGGCAGUUCUCCGUCAUCGGCUGCGCCCGCUCGGCCACCCCAGCCGCAGCCUCACUCUCUAGAGGAGUUCCACCUGGUAGACCAAACUGGGCAGCCUCUCUAUGAGCUGCAGCCCCUUGGAGGGCCUGGGGCACAGAUGAUGAUUGUUGCCAGCCAGUCAGAAAAUGGACAGGUGCUGCAUGUCAUUCCUUCUGCCCAGGCAGGAAUGGCCCAAGUGAUUAUUCCUCAAGGUCAACUUCUGGAUGUGACCAGCACACAGGAUGUUUCAGAAGAGAAGUGUGGUGAUGGGAACUUGCAGACUGUGGCGGUGGCUGCUAUAGCAGACAGUGCAAGCAGUUACAUUCUACAUCCACAGGCAUCUCUCACCGUAUCGAAAAAAACAGCCACCAGGGUGGUGGAAGAUCCCUUUCCUAUCCCUCUCCAGCCAUUGCCACCAAACACACCUGCAUGGGCACGCCGUCUCAGGAACUGUGAGAAAAUUGGGGACUCGUACCGCGGCUAUUGUGUGAGCGAGACAGAAUUAGAGAGUGUUCUGACGCUACACAAGCAGCAGACACAAAGUGUGUGGGGGACACGCCAGUCUCCAAGCCCAGCCAAACCCGCCACACGGUUGAUGUGGAAAUCUCAGUAUGUCCCAUAUGAUGGGAUCCCCUUUGUCAAUGCAGGAAGCAGAGCCAUUGUAAUGGAGUGCCAGUAUGGGCCAAGGAGGAAAGGGUUCCAGCCCAAAAAAGCUGGUGAGCAGGAAAGCACCUCUGGCCAUCUGUACAAAGCUACUUGUCCAGCAAGGAUCUAUAUUAAAAAGGUUCAAAAGUUUCCAGAAUACAGAGUUCCAACUGACCCUAAAAUUGACAAGAAAAUCAUAAGAAUGGAGCAGGAGAAAGCAUUCAACAUGCUGAAGAAGAACUUAAUAGAUGCUGGUGGUGUCCUCAGGUGGUAUGUACAGUUACCCACUCAGCAAGCCCACCAGUAUCAUGAAAUGGAAACUUCUUGCCUCCCUUCUUCACCGUCCCAUUUUUCUGUGUCUUCUCCUGAGGAGGAGGAGGAAGUUGUUAGAGAUGAGAACUGUACUCUGCCUUCCCGACUUCAUCCUCAAGUGGCAGACAAGAUCCGAGAACUGGUGUCUCAGGGAAUAGAGCAGGUCUAUGCUGUGAGGAAGCAACUAAGAAAGUAUGUGGAAAGAGAAUUAUUCAAGCCUGAUGAAGUGCCAGAAAGACAUAAUCUGUCCUUCUUCCCCACUGUGAAUGACAUCAAGAACCAUAUUCAUGAAGUGCAGAAAUCCCUGAGGAAUGGCGAGAUGGUGUAUAAUUCAGAAAGUAUCCCAGCAACGCUGCAGUGGACCACAGACAGCGGGAAUGUUCUCACAGAAACAGUGACUGUUACGUUUGCGUCACCACCUUCAGAUGGGAGCUCAGCAGGGGAGUCAGUUGUCACCAAAGCUGAAUCCAACCAGAGCGGGGAGUCCCUGCUACCAGAAACAGCACAGCUGUUGUCUUCGCUCUCUUCGCUUCAGCCCAAGAUAUUUGCACAACUUCAGGGGUUGCAGCUGCAGUCAACUUUUACCUCCACAAAUGGAUCAACAGCCCUGAUAACUGUAAAUAACCAUUCCCCUCCCAGCCCUGUGAGUCUCCUGGAUUCCAUAGGGAGUGCAAUAAACAACCAUUCUCUAGCACUCAGUCAGGGACACAGUCUGCAAGCAGGUGCUGUCCUAACACAGCAUAGUGCUGCUGCCUCUGCUUUUGGGACUCCGCCUGGCUCUGAUCAGAGUCUGGUCACCAUGGGCCAGUUGGUAGCAGUUGGAGGGGUAGAUGACUCCAGAAGCCUAGAAGGAGGAGUCCAUCAGAUUCUCUUGGGAGAUGUGCAGGCUAUUCCAGUACGGAUUGUGGACAGCCAUCCAGCACUUAGUCAGAAGCUAUCCAGCAGGUCUAUCCAACAAGCAUCAACUAAGCUGUUCUUCCUGCUUGCCCAUUCAAGAAGUUGUACAAGCCUGCAAACGACAUGGAGAUCAUGAAGAAAGUCCGUAAGAUCUUACGGAAGGACCUGCAGAAGUGGAACAGAGGAGAUUAAAGGUUGAUGACUUCUACAACGCCCACAUUCUUUGGUGGGAGAAAGAGAAUUUUCUUUUUUAUUUAUUUGUUUAUUUUUCAAUAGAGAACAACAGCACAUCUUCCUUUUCCAAAGUAUUAGAAUGACUGUGUCUCCCUGAUCUCCUUGACAAGAUGCCUAGUGUUUGGACAGAUCUCAAUGUUUUUAUGAGUAUGUGCCAAAAUGUUAGUGAAUACUUAUCCAUGCAUUGCUGUCUUUGCAUGUCAUACUGAAACUGUAGGCCAGUGCUGCCUCCCCAUCUUUAUAUUGUCUGUGUACUUUUUCUUAAAGUAAAUGAAAGCUUGUUUUAUAAAGAAAUAGUGGAGAACUUUUGUCUGAAGUCCUUUCAGAUGCAUGUUUUUACAGAGUAAGCUUUAACUUAAGGUGGAUAAUGUUGUAUUUCUGCAGAAAUUUCUGAUGAGGAAAUACUAGUGGAUACUUGUAACCCUGUGAUUACCUACAAACAGCCAAAGCCUUUCCCAAUUUUUUUCUUUUUAUCCAGAACAGGAAGCAUUCCAAACUGGCCUUCAAAACCACCAUAUUCAGUGCCUCAAAGGUUUGGCACUUUUGUUCCUGUUUGUAGGUGAUCUCCCAUCUAUACUGCAAGUCACUGUUUUCAGGGUUCUUCCAUUAAAAAAAGAACAGCAAUUAUAGAAACAAACUUGCACAGAUGGGGGGGGGUGGUGUGGGAAACAGGAGUGACACGAGAAUCCUUACUUACCGCCUCUCCCAUCACACAAGGGUACUUCUUUUUGUUUGCAUAAUCUGACCUGGUCAGUUGACAGCAUAUAAAUAACAAUAUCUGAAAACCACAGUUUGUUUGUAAAUAUCUGUGUCACAUAAGUCUGGAUGUGACAAAUUUUAUUUGUGCUUGGAAUUUGUAUUGGUUUAGUGAAAACAAUGGUGUCAUAAAUGGUCAAGUCUCAAGAACUGACAGAACCUUCGGAUGUGAAUUUGAUCUUAAUCUGAGCUUUAAUUGAGCGAGGGAGAAAUUUUAAGGCUGUGCUCCUGUGUUCUGCAGUAUUUGUUGAACAGAAAAAAAGCCUUCAGUUUCUUCCAGCUCCCAAGAGCUGCGUUUUUGUUUCUAUCUGAUACACAGCUGCUUUUAUUCAGCUCCUUGAGGAUGGCUCAUGGAAUUCUGCUUUCCAGCUUAAGGAAAGAUAGAGGUCUCCCUGUAUGAAAACUUGAUGAUCAGUGUACAUAGUCCGAGUGAGUUGGGAGCACCUAGAACAGUCACCCUCAAGCAUGCUGUGAUUUAAGCUGUGUUAGGAAUGGGAGCUGGUAGAAGGAAUAAGCAACUGAAGAAUGUAACGGUAAAAUUAGGCAUUCUUGCUCUUCACAUAGUACCCUCACACAGUACCUUUUCUUACACAUCUUGAGAGAAACACUAGUCAGCAGUGGGAUGAAAACAAAUCUCAAUUUUUCCUCCCCUUUCACCCCAAACCUACAGUUUAAGCAUGGUUUUGAUAAUAAGCCACAAAUUUGGCCUAAAAAAAAAAUAAUAAUCUUCUAUCCUAGAUCUGGGUGUACAGUGUUUAAUUCCUAAAGGACUGUGCUAAAAAUUCAGUUGUCAGGUCACUGUUUUUUUAGACAUAAAUACAACUUUUUUAUCACAGAUGUUUCUCUUAAAGCUAAAAUUCAAUGGGAGAAUUAGAAAUUAAUUAUUUAUGUUUCUUACAGAUGAUACUUUAGUUUUCUGAAGUGUGCAGGUGUUUCCUCUUUGGCUUCUACUUAUAGCUCUUCAUUCACUAUGCGUUGGAUGUUUUCUCAGGAACACUUACCUCUGAGAGUACUCCAGAUAACCAGCAAGAAACCAGAAUGGAGAACAGAAGAGGAAGUGAAGUUUGUAAAAAGCUGCUUGCAGGAGAUAGAAAGCUCUCAAAGUUACAGCUCAAGAUUGCAGUUUCUUCUGGCUGAAGUGGUUCACUUUAAAUGUGCACUAGUUAUCUUCUGAAUGCAAACUGGUGUAACAGCAUGUUCUUCGUGGCUGUUGACAAAGCUGUUACCGCAUCUGAGGUGUGGUGUUCGUGGAAGGAGAUGGAGAAAGUGGGAACCUCCUUAACUUCUACUGAGAACAGAUGAUCUGUGGAAAGAGCUUUACCAGUUUUAAAUCAGUGUCUUCAGAGUAAUUUGGUGGGUGCACAGGUUUUUCAUGUCAGGUUCUAGUGCAUGUUUAACUUUGAACAUAAUACAAGCCAUAAAAUUACCUCUCCCUGGCCUCCCCAUAUUGUUUUUUUGGUUUUGUUUUUUUUGUCUCCUACCACGGUAUUCAUACUUAGCAGUUUUUGGGAGUGGGAAGAUUGUUUUAACACAUUCUCAUCUACCACUUGUCUGCCUUUCUCCCAUUGCCUUUUUCUCCCAUCCAGAGGAACACAGAAACAAAAAUAUCUGUCUGUAGAAAACUUCUGUCAUCAGUUUCCCGUGCUUGCAGAUGAAUUUCCACUCUGCCAGCACAACUGCAGAACCAUGCUGAUGAGAGCAGCAUCUUGUACUACAUGUACCAGCAGAUUAUCAGCACAAAUAACUGACCUUCUCCCCUUUAUAUUGUUUUGAAUCCAGAUCAGUCUGUGGGUCUGGACCAUGGUGCACCCUACAAGUGACUCUUUUUGUACAACUUGAAGGGGAGCACGGGACAGGGUCAGGAAGUUCUUAAUCUCCAGCUUUUAGGGUAUGCUUCUGUAUUGGGUGCUGGUGCCCAGUUAUGCAGGACACAGCUGGUUGUGGCCAGCUCUGCAAUGGACCCGCUACAGCUGAGCUCAUCGGUGAAGCUGGUGGCACCUCUGUGGAUGCUUAUUUAAGAAAGGGUGAGAGGAGUGAGAAAGAAAGUGAGAAAAACAGUCCCUGAAUGCCAAGGUCAGAGAAAGAGAGAGAGGAAUUGCUUCCAGUGCUGGAGCACAGAGGACACCAUGCUGGAGCAGGUGGAGAUUUCCUGAAGGAACUGCAGUCCAUGAAGAGGAGCCAUGGAGGAGCAGGCUUAUGCUGAAGGACUGCAGCCUGUGGAGAGGACCCAUGGUGGACAAGCAUGAGGAAGAUGGAGCAGUGGAAAGGAGCUGUUACAGACUGACUGCAACCUCCCACUCCCCUUAGCCCUGCGCUGCAUCGGGUGAGGGGGAGGUAGAGGAAUUGGGGUGAAGGUGUGAAGUUGAGCCUGGGGAAUGAGGGGAAAGUGACAUUUUAAUUUGUAUAUUCUCAGUAUUUUAAUCUAUUUUAAUUGACAAUAAAUUAAUUUAAUUUUCCUCACAUCAAAUCAAGUACUUGAAAUUUAUAUCUAGACUCAAAUCACAGUGGAAAAUACUGUUUUCUCUAUGAUCACUGCAAGCCACUAUUGCCUUUAAUUUUUUAAGUAGGGCACCUAAUGGAUCAAAUUUUAAUUUUUAAGAAGUCAUUCCUGUUUGAGUCAGUAGUUGCAUUUUUGAAUGCAUUCUGUUUUGGCCUUUCAAGUUCUGCUUAUUAAGGUUUUCUCUACAGUCUAUCUUAGCUGCAGAGUCAACUCAGGGACAGGUCUAAUGCAUUUCAGUUCUGCUGGAGAAGAAUACCAGCCAUAUUUUUACAAAUAUGAGUGUGGGAGCAUCCAUUCUGGUGGAAGGAUGCUGCAGCAGUAGAUCCUACUUUGGUGGUGGUGUUCUUACAGAUGUUAAGGAUACAGCAUCUUCACAUGCUUCAGAAGGGGGCAAAGUUUGGGGUGAGUGGCAUCUUUGGCAAAAAUACUAUUAAUCUUGGGAAAAGAAAUAAGUAGAGUUUGGGAAAGAGAUUUAUAUUCCUGUGCUUUCCAGAGAUUAUUUUCCUGAAUGAGAAGGGAACAUCCUUAAAAGGUAAGUUUUGUAUGUGAGUUCUUACACAACCUACCUCAAAUAUGUGACACUGGCCACCCAGGGUAUCUAGGCAAGAUGUUAUGUGACAUUAUGCACUUAAUGAUUUCUAGUAGGGGCACUGUUUGUAAUACAAAAUUGGUGGAUAGCUUCCUAGCAUUAGCUAAAUUAAUCCUUAAUUUCUUCCCCUCUCACCACAUCUCUCUAUGAAAGGAAGAUCCUCUGUUAGAAGGAAUAUGGAGAAUUGUUAGUUGUCUGUGUGGAGGACACAAAGCUGUUUGUGGUGGCUAAAGAUGACUAAUUUGAUAAUAAAUUAGAUGAGCUUCAGAAAGGAUUGCACCACGUUAUAAUUUCAUCAAGUAAUUUCUUCCAAUGAUAUCCCUCACUUUUGAUUAUUGUCUUACUGUUUACUUACUGUAUAAUCUAUUCCAUAAGCUUUCCUGGCUAUAUCAAGGCCAUAGAAGAAAUGCAUCUAACAAUUCUCUUUUCUCUUGAAGUUCUAUGAAAAGGAAAGAAUUCCCCAUUUUGCAGCUCUCAGGGACAGCCAUGCUUGCUUAGCUACCAGCUGCUCUGGAAGAAUACGUGUGUAUCCAUGUUCCCUAGCUACCAAAAAAUCUUGAAUCGGGCAAAGUGAAUUUGGCAUCUAAAAAGUCAGGCAAACUAUUCUGGAACCAAAUUUAGCAUCUUCAGGAGCUGCGGCCUAGGGUUUAUCAGUUGCGAUUUUAAAAAUAGGAGUAUUUGCAUAGUGAAACAUAUUUUUAUUCAGCCCGUUCAAUCUAUGAAAAAAUGUCUCCAUUCCUUUUAUUUCAGAUUUGUGGACUUCUUUGCAAAAUUAUCUGAGAGAUCACUAGUGAGAUUAGCUAAUAACUGUAAAAUGGCAAAGUUUCACUGUGGACAGGUGGUAACAAAAGGUCCCAUAAAGUCAGCCAGCAUAAUUAUCAUUAGUGAGGUAAGAUUUUUCAGACAUUAACUGCAGAUUUGGUGAUAUGCUGACAUAUAUUCUGGUCUUGCAAACAAAAAUAGUGAUUAUGAGCUAUUGCAGAAAGAACUGGGAAAUAAAGCACUUUGUAAAAGACCAGUCUGUGGUGGUUUUGGUUUCUGUUGGCUUUGUCAUGCUUUUACUUAGUAUUCAGCUCCUUUGUGUACCCUGUGUAGGAUCUGUUUUAUCCGAUCUCUUAUGUAGAGGAAGUUAAGGUAAUAGUUAACACAAAACGUAAUACAAAUACACAAGUUCUUCAUGGCAAGAUACAUGAUAUUUCAUAUAUUUUCUAACAAAUAGUUUAAGUGUUUGAAUAUUAUUAGUAAUUAGCAGAAGACAUUUGAGAGAAACUUCAGAUGCUCUAUAUUCACUGUUUUAUUUGUAUUUUGAUUUUGGAAUUGAUGAAUUCCCAUUUCUUUGAGAGCAGUUAUUAGCAAUGAGGUGACUAUUUUCAAGUGAGCUAUAGGUUCCAGCAGAAAUGGCUUCAGGUAGGGAAACCGGAACCAUAUUUAAAGUUUAGUGGCCAGAAUUUCUGAAGAGUUGAGGUGCUGGGAGCUACCUCUGCACUCACAAAAACAUUACCUUUUGGGCAUAAUGUUAUAAAGAUCAACAAGGCUUCGAGAGAGGUUUGGCUGGUAUCAUACACAAAUACAGUUUGCUGUGAGGCAGCAAUGCUUCCUUUUUUGUUAUAAGAUGCCUAAAAUACUUUGUGUCUGUUAUUUUGUGUCUUGCUGCUGACAUACCAGCAGGAUGAUACAGAGAAGAGAGUCCACAAUAAACGUUUUGUUUAAACUCAGAGGCAACAGCUGGCAUAUUUUAAUUUUUUCCAUGGAAUACUUGAGGUAUUUGAAGGAGUAAAAAAACUAGUAUAUUUUGUUUUGUUUUGUUUUCUCUAUACCAUUUUCUGGUGACAAAAGAUAGUAUGUUAAGUUUAUUUGGAGAGUUUUUUAGGGUCCAGGAUCAGAUAGUGCUGCUGAUA